Linum tenue is the source of this 2910-nucleotide messenger RNA. The record is from the annotation of a GenBank genome assembly. Lineage: Eukaryota; Viridiplantae; Streptophyta; Magnoliopsida; Malpighiales; Linaceae.
GAAGGUCGGCCGCGACAAAGCUGAGGAGUUUAAUUAGCUGCUGCUGAAAUUUCAUUGCUGCUUUGGCUCAGCCGGGAACUUGAAGAUCAAUGAUCCAAAGCUGACUCUUUCUUUACUGCGUUGUGUCGAUCAAUCAAGCUAAAGAGAUAGUCGGAGGAAAACCUUGAUCGGGAUCCGAUAUGAGGAAGCGCGAUUUGGCCAUUCUCAUGCUCUCGGCUUUUGCCAUCUUCUUCUCUCUUCAGCACGAGGGAGAUUUCUCUUUUCGAGAGGCGUGGCUCCAUCUUUCCGACGAGUAUCCGAUCAAGUACGAAGCUGAGAGGCUUCCUCCUCCUAUUGUAGCUGACCUGAAUGGUGACGGUAAGAAAGAAGUGCUCGUCGCCACUCACGAUGCCAAAAUUCAGGUGUUGGAGCCUCACUCUAGGCGAGUGGAUGAGGGGUUUAGCGAAGCAAGAGUACUGGCGGAGGUAUCAUUGUUGCCUGAUAAAGUUAGAGUUGCCUCUGGCAGACGAGCUGUGGCAAUGGCGACUGGGGUCGUUGAUAAGAUUUAUAAGCAAGGGCUGCCACUAAAGCAGGUCUUGGUGGUUGUUACUUCAGGUUGGUCAGUGAUGUGCUUUGAUCAUAAUCUUAAAAAGCUAUGGGAAACAAGUCUGCAGGAAGAUUUUCCUCAUAAUGCUCACCAUAGGGAGAUUUCAAUCUCGAUUAGUAAUUAUACUCUGAAGCAUGGAGAUGCAGGAUUGAUCAUAGUUGGCGGCAGGAUGGAAAUGCAGCCACAUAUUUACUUGGACCCUUUUGAAGAAAUUGGCAUGGCUGAGAGAAAUGCCGAUCAGCACAGAAGAAGUGCUAGCGAGAAGGAGGCCUCCGAGAACUCUGGAGCAGUCAAUUUGCGCCAUUUUGCUUUCUACGCAUUCGCUGGUCUAACUGGUCAACUUCGAUGGAGUAGAAAAAAUGAGAAUAUCGAAGAGAAGGCUUCAGAUGUGUCUCAUUUAAUUCCGCAGCACAACUACAAGCUUGAUGUGCAUGCCCUGAAUGCUCGUCAGCCGGGAGAGUUUGAAUGCAGGGAAUUUAGGGAAUCAAUUCUUGGAGUUAUGCCUCAUCGGUGGGAGAGGAGGGAGGACACUUUGUUACAAUUGGCACAUUUCAAGCGUCAUAAAAGGAAAACAUUGAAGAAAGUAGCUGGAAAGACAACAAAUUAUCCAUUUCACAAGCCUGAGGAGAACCAUCCUCCUGGAAAGGACUCUUCUAAGAAGAUCUCAAACUUGAUUGGAAAAGCUGCAACUUAUGCGGGCUCUGCUAAAUCAAAGAAGCAGUUGAACUACAUUCCAACCAUAACCAACUAUACUCAGCUCUGGUGGGUUCCAAAUGUUGUGGUCGCCCAUCAGAAGGAAGGGAUCGAGGCUCUUCAUUUGGCUUCAGGGCGCACCCUUUGUAAGCUUCAUCUGCAAGAAGGUGGUCUUCAUGCUGAUAUUAACGGCGAUGGAGUACUUGAUCAUGUCCAGGCGCUGUGGGUGGUAGUGGUGCCGAGAAAACUGUUAUGACGGGAUCAAUGGAAGUUCUACGACCUUGCUGGGCUGUUGCAACCUCUGGUGUACCAGUGCGAGAGCAACUCUUCAAUGUUUCAAUAUGUCACCACACUCUCUUGAAUUUGUUCCAACAUGGAGAAUUUUCCAGAAGCUUUGGUCAUACUACAGAUGUAUCUUCUUUAGAGGUAGCAGCUCCAAUUCUCAUCCCGAGAAGCGAUGGCCAUAAACAUCGGAAGGGGAGCCAUGGAGAUGUCAUCUUCUUGACCAAUCGUGGGGAGGUGACAUCAUAUGCCCCAGGGUUGCAUGGCCAUGAUGCUAUCUGGCAGUGGCAGCUAAUGACGUAUGCUACGUGGUCGAACCUCCCUUCUCCAUCAGGAAUGAUGGAAAGUGGCACUGUGGUUCCCACACUCAAGGCGUUCCAACUUCGUGCACACGACACCCAACAGAUGAUCCUGGCAGCUGGAGAUCAAGAAGCUGCAGUAAUAUCCCCAGGCGGGAGCAUAAAGACGAAGGUUGAGUUACCAGCAGCUCCCACCCACGCCAUAAUCGCAGAGGAUUUCUCCAACGACGGGCUAACAGACCUAAUUGUCGUGACAUCAAAUGGGGUCUAUGGGUUUGUUCAGACCAGGACUCCUGGUGCCCUGUUCUUCAGCACAUUGGUUGGUUGCCUUUUGAUAGUGAUGGGAAUCAUCUUUGUGACUCAGCACUUGAACUCCAUGAAAGGAAAGCCACGACCAGCUUCUGGUCUCAGGUAAACAAAUUAUAGGAAAUUGGAAACAAGCAGCCCAGCUGUUAUUUUGACUCGAAACUGCAGAGGCGCACCCUGCUUCAGUGAGCAGAAGAUAUUGGGUUGUUGUUCUUGAGAUAGGGAAAAUCUGACCAAGCUCAGCGGAUGUUUAAAGAAACCGAAGUGCGUGUACUUUUGAAUGAGAAAAAGAGAGGAAGAUUCAGACUUGAGACUUACAAUUGGCCCACGACUUCAGUGACUUAAGCUUGUUUAUCUUCGAUAGAAGUUAGUGGAGAAGUAGAGAUUACAGCGGCCGGUCGGUCAGCUGUUGUGGAUUUGACCAAGGCUUGCUGCCCUAGUGAGAAAAAUUGAGUUAAUGAUCUGGCCCAAUCUGUUAUUGUCUCCUGCUUGUAGUUGUAGUUUGUUUGGUGAACUCUGAACGUUUUGAUAUAAAACAGGUUCUUCUCUAUAGGGAGCGGCACAACUACCACUCAAACAGGGACUCAAGAGGCUAAAAGGCAAUUACCCACCCAUGGGUAAUUAUACCCAAACCCAAGUAGAUACAUUCAUAAUGGGUUGGAUGUGGGUGAAGUGCAUAUAGGUUUUGGGGUUUGUAAAUGGAUUUGGAUAAGGUAUGGAUAUUGUUUUCAUAAUCUAAAUGGG